AUGCACAAAAAGUCAAAUACAAGUUUAUUUCAUCCAGUAUUAAUUAAUUUAACGACACAUUUACUGCAUAAUAUCAUUGGGAAUAGAAAUAGUUCACAAAAUUUUAACUGUUUAACACUACAAUCUAUUGAUUAUGAACAUAAAGAAAAUCAAAUAGAAGUAGUGUUACAAUUCAAUAUCAUUUCUGGAUUGUCUGCAUCGAUCAAUAACUCUUUGAUUAAUAAUAAUAAUAAUAAUGAUACGUAUAAAGAAUGUGAUUAUGCACAUUUAUUGACUGAUAACUUAGCAAAACAAACAACAGAAAGUGAAAGAAAAUCUCCAUUUGUAACAAUUGUGGUUUGUUGCUGUAUACUGACAACAUUUUUACUGAUGGUUCUUUUUCUCCGAUGCCGGGGUUUCAUUCGACGAAAACGAUCAUUGAAAACAAGAAGAAAUCCUAAAUACUUGUACUGCUCUAGUUAUUCAAAAGCAAAACCUAUUAAUCAUUGCUAUAUUAAAGCUAAUAAUUCAGGUUAUUGGUCACCCGUUAGGCCAAAACAUAGCAACUCAUUUUCAGUAUGUUCUGAGGGUCAAUCAUUGAAUUAUAAUCAUCACAAUCAUCGAAUAACUUCUGCUUCAUUGUCAAAUCAAUGCAAUCCAAUAUUCAAUUCAUCACAAUCUCGUUUUUAUGGUACAAAAGAUUCAAAUUCUAUGCAUCGUCAGUGUAAUUCAUCAAACAAUAUAAUUAUUCAUAAUCAUCAUCAAGGUGAAUUAUAUGAAACAAAAGAUUACAUGACCACUGACUGUUUAAAAUAUUCUAAACGAAUCAAUAAUGCAAAAUCAACACAUCAUAAACCGUUUACUAUGACAUCAAUGUAUCCGGAUUUUCCAAAGUUAAUAAUGCCACCGAAACGAUCAAAUCCUUCAAAUAAAGUAAAUUCACACAAUAUAACAAAUGAAAAUGAAGUUACAGAUUCAGAGACUCCUACCACUGAAUUUACUGAAAGCUCAAAAUCACACAGAAGUACAUCACAGAUUAAUGUUUGUCGAAAAGGCAGAAGUUUAAGCCCAGUCGAUUUAGAUGAUUCUAGAGAUUCUAAAUUUGUCUACAAUAAAAAACCACGUUUUUCAUUAGCUGAAUCUAAUGAACUGUGUGAUAAAGCUAUUGAGAAUAAUCCAUCGUCUGGAUUUCAUGAUGUGAUUGUAGACUGUAGUUCACUUGAAAGUGCUAUCAGUUAUCCAGUUCAAAACGCUUAUUCACAUUUGAGUGAUAAUAAAAAUCUAGAUGGCUCAUUAGAAUGCCAAAUAUAUCAGAGUUUAAUGUCAGUUUACCUAAAUGAUGUCCAGAAAAAUAAAACUACCAAUCAUACAGUUGUGACUAGUACUAUUACUACUACUACUGCUACUGUCAACAUCAGUAAUAUUAUUAAUGGGAGCAACACUAGUAGUAAUAAUUACAGUACCUGUUUGGAUAAUAAUCAUCACAACAAUGUUAACACAUUAUCCCCUUUAAAUAUUCCAAAAAUUGCUACAAUCAUUUGCGGCGAUGAAAUUUAUGAUAACAAAAAGAUGAAUUCAUCUGAAAGUAACCAGCCUACCAUUCCUAUGAGUACUGAUAACAUUUGUAUUGAACAGUAUAUUAACUUCAACUCUGAUCUUCCAUUGCCAGUGAUAAAAAAUAAACGUUCUGUUCAAUGUUUGUUUAGUGCAAAUAAAUAUAAUCAUAAAAGAUAUAUUCAACGUAGCAAUUCAAUAAGCAUUGAUGACAUUUAUGAUGAUGAUGAUGAUGAUCAUGUUGUCGAUGAUGAUGAUGUUGAUGAGAAUCGCAUCGGAAACAACGGCAUUAUUAUUGAUACUAAACAAGAUAUUGAUGAACGACGUUUAAGGCAUGGUAUAAAUAUCACUGCCAGAAAAUCAUCAAUUAAUAGGCGGAUAAACAGAACCAUUAGGAGUAGUAAUAACAUUAAUAUUGAUGAGAAUACUUGUAAUCAUAAUUUAAAAUUUUUACUGUGUCAUACAAGUGAAUGUAAAAGUUGUGUAAAUUUACAAGCGUAUAAAUUAUUACACGAUCGUUGCCGUAAUUCAAGUGGUGGAUCAACUGUUAGUCAAAUUCCAAGAUCAGAUUUACCAGAUGUCUACUUAAAUCCGCCAUCAAUGUCGACUCUACAAUCUCAAAGAAGCAGUUUAUGUGGUAGAAGUAGGAUGGAGCUGUUAUAUGUGGAUAAUGAGCUGGACAGAACUGAAAACUCUGGAUGCAAUCAUAGUACGGAUGAACUGAAUGGUGCAAAAAAUUUGUCGAAUAUUCUUGAUUGCAAUCACUAUUUCACUGUGCAGAGUAAAAAUGAAGGUAGAGGGAGUUGGAACUUAGCUGAUGAGCUCGUUAUUUUUCCUCAACCUCAAACUCUUGGAUUAGUACGUAAUCAAACAUUCAGUGCAAAGAGUGCAUAUCAUCAAAAUUUGCCUCAAUCAUCUUCGAAUUUGACCCCACUCUUUUUCAAACCAUAUCAACUAAUUGAUGAUAAUUUCGGUAACUUACCAGUUAAAGAUAAAGAGCAUAAUAUUAGUAUACAACAACAACUUAGGAGAGCAUUAAGCUUAUCGACUAAGCGUAAAUCUCCUCGUUCAUUAAAUGCAGAAAUUCAAUCCAUCAUGGAUAAACACUAUGAAAUGACAGGAAUUAAAAUGACAAUCGGUAGUGGAUCAUCACAAAAGAAUUCACUAACUACCAAGUCUUAUAUGAAUUUAUUUCGAUUGCAAGGAGGCAAUAAAAUGCAAUCACCGAAGCCGAGAAAACGUCGAUGCAGUUGGACAUUUACUAAAGAUAUUACUCAUGAAUUUCAGACUGGUUUAAAAAAUGUCUCAAGUGCACUACAUUUGGAUUGUUCCACUUUUGAUCUUUUUCAAAAAUUCAAACAUAAUCGAGAAAAACCAUCUGUGUUUGAAUCGUUAUCUAUGACUGCUUUACCUUGUCUUAUACCAUUAAGACCACGUAUUCGAUCCGAUGUGACCAACGAUAUGACUGUUAUCAAUGAAGAAUUUAUUGGUCGUUCUGAUUUGAACAAUAUUAAACUGAUCGAUUUCAAACGAAAUAGUCUGGGGACUGACGAUAAAAAUAUAACCAUAUUUGAAAUACAAAAAAAUAUUAGACUUGUUAAAAGUAACUGGAAUUUAACUAAUGUAUGAUUAAUUUUGUAAUAUA
Schistosoma turkestanicum is the source of this 3178-nucleotide messenger RNA. The record is from the annotation of a GenBank genome assembly. Lineage: Eukaryota; Metazoa; Platyhelminthes; Trematoda; Strigeidida; Schistosomatidae.